This is a messenger RNA of Cydia amplana, 7959 nucleotides long. RefSeq names its product piezo-type mechanosensitive ion channel component (gene Piezo). The record is from RefSeq and is a predicted model, not a curated record. Gene Ontology annotation, molecular function: mechanosensitive monoatomic ion channel activity. Lineage: Eukaryota; Metazoa; Arthropoda; Insecta; Lepidoptera; Tortricidae. The transcript is spliced from 55 exons. Gene Ontology annotation, cellular component: membrane. The coding region runs from base 199 to 7959 and encodes 2586 amino acids.
CGUGGAUUGGAUAGUGCGUUCCGUCGGUAGUGUUGUUAUUCAAAAAUGUAGUAAUGUCGUAAAAUGUGCGGAAAUUAUGCUAAUUUCUCUUAUCCAAGACUUCCAUAUUAUAACUUUAAGUUUAAAGUGGUUGUGUGCUUCUGAAGUGACAUAAUUAUUUGUUUACUUUAAUCAGGAUUUUAAGUUUAAGUUAACAACAUGCCCAAGCUCCAUGUACCAGCAGCUCUUCUGGUCCGAGUAGUGCUGCCAAGUGCACUGCUAGUCAGUAUAGCACUACGCCCGUUCGGUUUAUCAUUUAUAUACCUUCUCCUCUACCUAAUAGCACCUCUAACACAAGUGCCAUCCCCGCAAACGAUACGAGGAUGGCCGGGCAGGUUUCUUUGUUUAACCUUCGUGGUUUCAGUUCUGCUCUUAUUAUUACACAUAGCAUGGCACAUAGUCCUGGCCGCGUUCCCGCCCUACGGGUCGCUACCACACGAAAACCCCCUCGUGGAAAUUAUCGGUCGGAACUUGGGCCUGGUGCCCUAUGAUUUUAUAGAUCCAACAAUGGCCAUACAUUACUUGGCACCGGAGCUAUUGAUGGCAAUCGUUUCGUCAUUGGUAUACGUGUUGGUAAAAAAGUUACUGUCGGGACCAAACCGCCCCGAAGAAAAGCCCAGCUCGAAACAUCAAAAAUAUCCGCUCCUCACCAGUGCCGGCAAAUACCUAUGCCUCUUCCUAAUAAUGUUCUCCGGUAUCAUGCUCCCGAGCGUGACGUCAGGCAUCUACUUCCUCAUAUUCAUGGGCGCGGCAACGGCGUGGUCUCUGGGCCAGCCGCUAGAGCGCGGCUUCGCGGUGGUCGGUCGCUGCCUUAUGGCCAUCAUGGCGGUGCACAUAGCGGUGCUGCUCGCCUAUCAGUGCACGUGGCUGCUGGAAUUAUAUCCGCCUGAAAUGAAUUUAGCAAGGUAUUUCGGUCUAACACAGUUGGUAAACCUCACCGAGACCAACCCUGCCAGUUUUUCCUACGAAACGAGCAGCAAGUACUCUUGGGCUACUGUAGCCAGCCCAUUAGUUAUACUCUUCACUUACUACGUCUUAGGAGUAGAGACGCGAGAACUAUUCAAACCAAAGGGGAAAAAAAAGAGUGCCCUGACCGGAGUAGAGGCGGGCAAGUCGAAUGGCUCGCUUGUGCGAGGAGUGUCGUUCCACCGCGGCGGUUCCCUCAACCCUAAGGAAAAGUGGAUGAAUGCCACUAAGACCGUCCGACUGAUCCGCAAUAUGAGCCCCAGCAAGCGGUGGCCGGCCGGGCGGUCGCGCUCAUCCAUCAGGAGGCUGCAACAGGACCCAUCCGGCUCUGUGACUAUUCCAGAUGAAGAAUCUAAUACGGAAUUGAACGAGCCAACACUGAUGGAUGAUAUAUUAGCUGCUAUAAUAGAUUUCUUCCAAGUUGUGAUCAGAUCGUCGUACAUAGCGACCACGAUCACAAUGAUGGCGUGGAGCAUAAUGUACCACUCGUGGUUGACGUUCGUGUUCCUGAUGUGGGCCAACAUCGUGUGGCUGUGCCAGGACCAGCGCUCCUUCAUGCUGAAGACCAGCCCCGUGCUGGUGCUGUACGCCAUGCUGCUGCUGCUCGCGCAGUACAUCUACGGCAUGGACUUGACGGAGGCCGAGCUGCCGUCCUCCAUUUAUAAUGAAACGGGCGUCAACCUACAGCAGAUAGGCCUAAGUCCACCGCCCGGGAUGCCGUUAGUGCCUCUACUCAUCAAGUCCCUCUUCACGUGCAUGUUCUGGGUGACGUUGCGUCAGCGCGUGCAGGAGAUCAGGCAGCGACGCCAGUCCGCCGUCAUCACGGACAUGGCGGCGCCGCUGCAGCUGACAGUGUCUACUGCGGCCAGUGUAAUAGAAGCGCAGCGUGAGGACGAACGACGUUCGCGUUUAUUGAGCAAAGUGGGGGACUUCCUCAGGGCAGCGUGCGCUCGCUACUGGAUAUACGUGGUCGUCAUAAUGCUAUUCGUCAUCGGUAUCACGGGCACAAGAAUGACAAUCUUCCGAAUAGUCUACAUGUUCUUAUGCCUCGGAUUUAUACUGAUGUUCCAAAUGAGCUGGUACUGGUGGCGGCGGCUGAUGUAUGUCUUCUGGAUAACAGUGAUCAUAUACUCCAUGAUCAACCUCAUCCUCCUUUACAUAUACCAAUUUGACGGCUUCCCCAAUACUAUUGAGAAGUACCUGCACAUCUCAGUACAACUGCAAAAUGACCUCGGGUUGGAGCCAUACCAUCCGGCGGACUUGUUCGUCAAGCUUCUGACGCCCACUUGCUUUUUGAUAAUAACUAUAAUGCAGGUGCACUACUUCCAUAAAGACUUCAUGGCCCUCUCGGAUCCGAACACUAGUACAAAUACUAAUAGUAAACCCAGAAAUGGAAAUGAGUCGAGCAGACCUAGCAACGCCGGCGCAUCCACCAUGAAAGACGAUGUGCCACCAUUGCCACUUGAGGAGGAAGCAGACAAAGUAUCAGUGACAGGUUCUAUUACCGAAGUGGAACAGUCGUUAUCUACGUAUAAUACUAAACGUAACUUGCACAGGAAACCAUCUCGGUCGCGAUCGUACGCUCCCACGAUCACGGAGCCCCGCUCCACGCCGUUCCGGCAGUGGUUCGCGGGGAGGUGCGCCUCCUUCAAGGCCGGCCUGUACGUGUGGGUCGACUACCUCUUCAUGUACAUGUACUUGCACCUCACUAAAGUUGUGUUCCUGUCGCUCACUCUGGUUUGCGUUAUGCGGGUGUGCGCUAUGCACGUACCAAUAAUGCUUAUAGUAACCCCAGCACUACUACUCAACGCUAAGAAACAGCGCAUCAUCAUUCUCUUCAUAUCCACACUUAUCACAGUUUACUUUAUGGCCAAGAUGGUUUACCAAAUAGAAUACAUCCGGCCUAGUCUGUUUGAUGUCAACUGUACUAGCUAUUAUAACGAAUCAAAGGAAACUACGUAUAACAACGCAGAAUGGCUCGGUUUUACUAAAAAUAGGAACUUGGCGGUGCUGCUUAAAGACUACAUAGGGCUUAUAGUCGUGUUCACAUUCCAUUCUCUAGUCACGUACCGACAGCAAACAAAGAGGGAUCAAGGAUGGAUAUCCAAUCAACAAGAGAAGCUUCUGUUUCCCGAGGUCACGCGCAAGGAGGCUGACAUAAAUUUGGUUCACUGCGCAAAGUACAUGAUCAACUAUGGUUUUUACAAGUUCGGUGUUGAGGUGACCCUAAUAUGCUUAAUAGGUGUAAUAGGAUCGCGUAUGGACGUAUACGCAAUACUGUACUCCUUCUGGCUGCUACUCCUGGUGUCAUUAAAGAGACCGAGCCAGGCGCGGGUGUGGGCGGCUUUCACUGUGUUCAUCACGAUCCUGGUGCCUAUACAGUACAUGAUAGCGGUUGGAUUCCUGCCGCAGUUCUGCAUCACUUAUCCAUGGGGAACGGAUACUGCUAGCGAUAAGGACCUCCGAACGUUCCUGUUCCUCCCAUACGCUGACAGUCCGCCGCACGCCACCAAGCUCGUGUUCGACUUCUGCCUGUUGGUGUUCGCGUCGCGACAACUUCGUGUGUUCAGACUCGAACGGAAGGGCGAGGAGUAUCCGGGCGGGUCGAAUAGCGAGGAUAUAGGGCAGGACUGGGAGACGCCGAGCUUCGUCAAUCCUGUGCCGGACUUCCUUGGAGUUGUCGGCACUUGGCUAGACGUCCUAAAGCGCAUGGUGUUCCUGGGCAUGCUGUGGGUUACCCUGGCCAUCAUGUUCCUGACGGGCACGAACCGCGUCAAUCUGUUCUCGAUGGGGUACCUCAUCGGCUCGUUCAUAUUCCUGUGGCAGGGGACGGACUUCUAUUUGAGACCGAAGCAGGCUAUUUUACAAUGGUGGUCAUGGCUCCUUCGCUACAACGUGUCCGUAGUGGCGAUAAAGGUGAUACUCCAAAUCCCGGGUUGCCUUUUCCGCGAGACGACGCAACUGCACGCCUGUUGGUUGGUGCAACUGCUGGGUAUAGGCUGCGUGGACAAGUUUACUGGCACCCUUGGAACUUAUAUUAAGAUGCCGACUCCUAUUACGGACUCAAAAUGCAAAGUACCUCAAGAAGACAUCGGGCUGGCUUGGGACGGCGUGUGCUUCGCCUUCCUAAUAUUGCAGCGGAGACUCUUCCACAGUUACUACUUCUACAGAGUUAUAGAUGAGAGCAAGGCUACCACCGUUCUAGCGUCCAGAGGAGCCGAGCUUAUUGAAGAGCUGCGACAAAAACAAAUGCAUCUCCAAGAGGACCAGGAAAUCAGGAUAUUAGAAAAGAUCAAAGUGAAGAUGGAGAGAAUAAAAGCCAACCAGAAAAAGAUCCACGGGGUUUUGCACAAGGACCCGAAACACCAUGAUCGAGGAUUAGAAAGUGAGCGUCCUCUAUAUGAGCGACGGAUACACACAAACAGGUUUAAAGCGCCCGAGGGGCCGUAUAAGCAGCCGACCAGCCAUCAGAGGGCUGUUCGGUCGGGAGACUACUACAUGUUCGACGACUUCGAUGACACCGAGGUUCCUCUGAAGGAGGAAGAGUCAAGCGAAGACGAGGACGCGCCCAAGGAAAUGGGCUUGGGCAAGCUACUGUCGACGGCGAUCAAGACGGACUUGAAGCAGGCGGUGCGCCGCGCGUCCAUGCCGACCGUGCGCUCGCGGCGCCGCCUCUCCGCCGGGACCAUUCCCCACUCGUACCCGCACGAGGUGCGUCGACAGCCGAGCGUUGCGCAGAAAAGCGACCUAACGGACCAAGAACGAGAAGGUGACGGGGUUUCAGAACUAGACGAUUUCGCACCGGAGCCCGAGAAAGAAACGAUAGUGGACAAAUGCCGGCGCUACUUGAACACAGCGUGGGUGUUCAUCUCCAGUUUCCUCGUGACGGCGACGCGGCAUCUCAUGCGGUACUCCCGGGACUACCGCUACGUCUCGCGAGCUCUGUCCAUGGAGAAAAAGAUACUCAAGGAAAAAGAAGGCUUUGGUAUCGGACUUCGUGAGGGAUCGCAAAUGAUCUGGGAACCCCUGCCGGAGACCCUGGCACAUCCUGUGCACUUGGAACCGGAAUCUUAUGAUAACAAUCUACUCGCCCCGGAUGUGGAAAUGGGCCGUAAGUUAAGCGAUAUAAGCGUCCCGGAGAUCCGUAUCCUGGCGCCGAGCAUGGAGCGCGGGCUGGACGCGACGCCGCCGUCGCGCCGCGCCUCGCCGCCGCUCUCCGACACAGACUCCGACGAUGACGACACGUCCGAACACGAGAGCGCGUUUAGUUUGCAGACUACUGAGAGCAAAGACCUGACGAUACUAGAGGAACAAGAGGACUCGAUGUUCAAGCAGGGCCGGUCGCCGUUCCUGCAUCUCGCGUACGCGCUGUGGUUCGCCGUCUUGGCGCACACCGACAUUGUCUGCUACAUCAUGGUUUUCAUAAACCAGAUUCAGUCAGCGACCAUUUUAUCGAUACCUUUGCCGAUGAUGGUGUUUCUGUGGGGCACUCUCACCAUACCUCGACCGACCAAGACGUUCUGGGUUACUCUCAUUGCAUAUACGGAGGUAAUCGUCCUCAUCAAGAGCAUGUUCCAAUUCGAAAUCCUACCGUGGAACCAGAAGAUUUACCUCACCAACGUGCCGUUCACUGCCCCACGCAUCAUCGGCAUCGAACGAAAAGGCAAUUAUGCCCUCUACGACCUGCUGUUGCUGCUCAUUAUAUUCUUACAUAGGUUCAUGUUAAAAUCCCUGGGUCUCUGGAAGGAAUCCAGCCCCGAAAUAGAUCUCCGCGAGGACACGGAGUACCCGCUCACGUCCGAAGACACGCAGAUGAUCGUAGAAGGCAAGUCGGAAGACGUUGGCAAGAAAUACGUGCAGUUGCACGAUCGAUCCGGCCCCCUUGACGAGACAGUGGAGGGAGUGAGCCAGCGGACAGGCUCGAGGAACGACCCCGACGACGAUCAGGAGAGGGAGCAGGCAUACCAGGAGCAGGCCGGGCCGUCCAGGCCGCCCGAGGACGGCGACGACCAUUACAAAGUAAAUGACGAUGAGGAGCCAAUCAUCGCCGUGACGACGACACUAGGUGACAAAUAUCAACAUUAUCCUGAACUUAUGUUGCUGUCGGUGAAGCGCUACAUGCGGCCGAUGAAGAGCUUCUUCCAGCGAAUGCUAGCGCCGGGCGCGCGCGUCACCGCCGACGUGUACGCAUACAUGUUCCUGUGCGACUUCUUCAACUUCCUUGUCGUCAUCUUCGGCUUCGCUGCCUUCGGGACCCACCAAGGCGACGGCGGCGUGAAAGCGUACCUGGAAGAGAACAAGGUCCCGAUCCCGUUCCUCGUGAUGUUGAUCCUCCAAUUCGCGCUCAUAGUGAUCGACCGCGCGCUGUACCUGCGCAAGUUUAUGCUGGGCAAGAUACUGUUCCAGUACGGGCUCAUUAUAGGCGUGCACGUGUGGAUGUUCUUUGUGCUGCCCUUUAUUACUGAAAGAACAUUCAACGCGUUGCUCCCGCCUCCGAUGUGGUACAUGAUAAAGUGCGUGUACCUGCUGCUGUCCGCGCAUCAGAUCCGCUGCGGGUACCCGCGCCGCAUCAUCGGCAACUUCCUUUGCAAGUCGUACGGUUUCCUCAACAUGAUCUUCUUUAAGUGUUUCAUGGCUGUGCCGUUUGUGUUCGAGUUGCGGACCCUAAUGGACUGGAUCUGGACGGACACAUCCAUGACGCUCAUGGACUGGUUGAAAAUGGAGGACAUAUUCGCCAGUGUUUUCUUACUAAAGUGUUCCCGCUUCGUGGAGGACGAGUACCCGGCGCCGCGCGGCACGAAGCGGCCCGCCAUGUCCAAGUACCUGCUCGGCGGGACCGUGCUCGCCUUCGUUAUUGCCAUCAUCUGGUUCCCCUUGGUCUUCUUCGCUUUUGGCAACACGGUGGGACAACCCAACCCCCCGACGGACGUGACGGUCAAGAUACGCAUCGGACCGUUCUUGCCAGCCUACCAGAUGUCGGCACAGUCACAUGACAUUUAUCAGUACACAGAGGAGGACUACAAUGAGCUAAGCAACCAAUACGCCCUCGACCGUACGGCCCAGACGUUCCUGUCCAACUACAUGUACAACGACGUGGCGGUUAUCAGCCUCAACCCCAACUCCACCAUGAACUGGGACAUCUCGCAGCCCGAGCUCGACCGGCUCGAGCGUGAGGCUAUCUCUAACAAUUCGCUUUUGAUCAAGUUCACGUUUACGAUAUCGCACCCGAGCAACAACGCGCAGAACCCUCCGACUAUAGAGGACAGUCGCGAGAUGCCGCUGGACGCGUUCUACGCCAACGGCACUAGGAACAAGGAGAGAGACACGCUACUUCAUCUGUUGCAGAACAAUGCUUCCGCUAACACUUGGUUGAACGUGCCAAAACUAUUUCCCAAGUUCUUGAAAGUGUUCAACAAAGGAACGGCGAAACCGGCCUAUCAGCUGAUACAUGGAGACCCAGAGGACGAAGCGACUCAGUAUCGCGACGUGCAGCUGAGACUGGAGAGAGAUAAGGACACCAUGUAUUGGCGAGUGCACGAGUUUUGUAAUGAGAAGGUAAAAUUGCUGAACAUACCAAAGAACAGUUGUGACAUGCUGGUCAUGUUCACGUUCAACGACAAGCUGUUUCCUGAGACGCUCAACUUUAUUUCCGGCGGAGGGAUCAUCGGUCUGUACACAACGUUCGUGUUCCUAGCGUCUCGCCUGCUGCGCGGGUUCUUCUCCGGCAUCUACACCAAGAUCAUGUUCGACGACCUGCCCAACGCCGACAGGGUGCUACAGCUCUGUCUGGACAUCUACUUGGUCCGUGAAGCCUUGGAACUCGCGCUCGAGGAGGACCUGUUCGCGAAACUAGUGUUCCUGUACCGGUCGCCGGAGACCAUGAUCAAGUGGAGCCGGCCCAAGGACGAGGACGCCGACGAGCAGCGCGCGCUGCCGCCGCUCCCGAGGAACUGA